Gamsiella multidivaricata is the source of this 414-nucleotide messenger RNA. RefSeq lists its product as uncharacterized. The record is from RefSeq and is a predicted model, not a curated record. Lineage: Eukaryota; Fungi; Mortierellomycota; Mortierellomycetes; Mortierellales; Mortierellaceae. The transcript is spliced from 2 exons. Bases 1 to 414 code for a protein of 137 amino acids.
AUGGAGGACGACUUUCCGUUUUGUAAGGGAGGCUGGCAAGAGAUGCUCAACACCAUCUACGCGGCCAACGAAAAAGUUCAGGACCACUGUGGGGUCUUUGUCGGCACGGGCGGUAGCGGAAUGAUCUUCAAGCGGUCUGUUGCUUUGACGGCGUCGUUCAUCCUCGAGGGCGAUAUGCAGGCGCAAGCGAAGGGACUUGUUGCGCCCCCUCCAGAUAUCACCCUUCAGAAAUGCUUGAUGGGCGAGCAUGAGUAUUGCUCGAGCUGUUCCGGAACCAUGGUGACGAGCAAAACCUUGCUCCAGAAGCACCUGGGCUACAAUUCCUCGACCAGCGGCGAUGGCUACGACAAGAACCAAUUCCAGUGUGGGUGGAGGCAGCCCUUUAACGGCCUGCCUGAUGUACAUACCUUCUAA